This is a messenger RNA of Penicillium concentricum, 1233 nucleotides long. RefSeq lists its product as uncharacterized. NCBI's taxonomy places the organism in Eukaryota, Fungi, Ascomycota, Eurotiomycetes, Eurotiales, Aspergillaceae. The record is from RefSeq and is a predicted model, not a curated record. The transcript has a single exon. The coding region runs from base 1 to 1233 and encodes 410 amino acids.
AUGGCGCCAUUCACGCUUUGGAACGAGCAAAACCACAAGUUCCGCCACCCCUCACGUCAGGACUGGACCUGGAUCCGUAGUAGGUUCGGGGAGGGAACAGUGCACAUCUCCGGGUGGCUUAUUUGUGUGGAGACUGCCUCUCCACCCCAGCCAAUACCACUGACCCUUGGAACGAUGCCUGUUAUAUUCGUGCGCCCCGGUGAGAUGUUUAGGGAACCAAUCCCCUUAUCUGGAUAUUCGAAUCAUCGUGUUCCCGAUCCCUGUCCCACUGUCCGGUGGCCCAAAUUAACCAAUCCGACUAAGCGUCAGAUAGUUGCUGUGCUUACUGCCAUCGUGCCACUUGCUCGUGUGAGAGCUGCUAAUUUUCUCCCGGCUUGGACUAUCUUCGAACUUGAGUUUGGAGAUGGCCGGAGCUACAAAAAGCAAUCCCUUCCCGGGGUCGUCGCAGGCCGAACAGCACUCUACCACCAUGGAGAUAAACCGUUUUCUAGCACUAUGAGAAACCUUACCCGCCCUCGCUUUAUUGACCCAUCCCUGGUAUCGGCUGCUGGUACUGCACCACAAGAUGACUCAAACUACCUUCGGCGGUUGGUUCUUACACCAGGAUGUAGAAUUGAGAGUGGUCUCGGGAUAUCAGGUGCCCCAACCGACUUCAUAAACGCUGCAACCACGUGUGGUAUCAAAAUUCGCAAUCUGGCGGGCGAAGAAAUGUUGACAGUCGCCAAUCAUGAUUUUCUCUCGUCAGAGGAAGUAUACCACCCAUUUGUGAAUGGAGGAGAUCUUAUCGGCGAGGUCGUCGAUACCCGACCUGAGCUUGACAUCGCUCUCGUCAAGCUAACGCCCGCUGCCUCAUCUAGCUUCACUAAUUCCUGUUACUUUCAAGCCAAACCACCUACUCGCCUCCUAGAAAUGUCUCAAAUCUCCCAAGGCUCAUGGAGUGAAGUGGACGGCAUGAGUUCAGGGCUCUUUAACAUGAUGAAUAUCGGCACCCAAACCAUGCAACCGAAACGUCCAGCUGGGCAUCCCGAAAUCGAAUUUGAAGAAUGGGAAACCAGGUCGGUGGAUUUCAUUUUUGGAAAUGUUAAUAGGCCUAUCUCUGAUGGUGUGUGCGGCGCCCCAAUCGUAGACGUUGAAUCAGGUGGGGUAUCCGGCUUUUUCCACUUGAGUGAUGGGGUCUUUGCUUAUAGUGCUGUCCUCGAUGAUCUGGUGGCUGAGGGAUGGGGAUUAGUGUGA